This is a messenger RNA of Aspergillus saccharolyticus JOP 1030-1, 859 nucleotides long. RefSeq lists its product as uncharacterized. The record is from RefSeq and is a predicted model, not a curated record. Lineage: Eukaryota; Fungi; Ascomycota; Eurotiomycetes; Eurotiales; Aspergillaceae. The coding region runs from base 195 to 725 and encodes 176 amino acids. The transcript has 2 exons.
CUCAGUCUCUGGAUGAAUAACUUCGACUGUCCUAAUCAUUCUAUCGUACAGUAUCUUGAUUCCUCUCGAAAUUCUGCUUAGACCCCUCUUUAAUUUGUUUGGCUAGUUUCUGGUUCAUGUAUCCCUCACUUAUUGCCCUCUUAGGGCUUUCGGGAACCAGUGUCUUGGUUCAUGCAACCGGCGGACAGUUGCCUAUGGCUCUGGUUCUCGAUAGUGAAACGAAACAAUACAGCUUGACGGACUACAAUUUUAAUACUGAGGAUUCCUUCGAUACUAUUCGAUGCUGUGAAUUGGGAACCAAGUACAAAGCUGGCAGAUGCAUCCCUGAUACCAAUCAUUGCACAGCCUGUGAGGAAGGAUAUCGUCCGGUCAAUGGCGACUGCAUCCCCAACGACGAUGAUGACGGAGGAAGUGGCUGCCCGCCUGGUACUAAGCCUGGUCCGAAUGGAGGUUGUAUUCCCAAGGACAGUGAUGAUGGAAGUGGCUGCCCACCUGGUACCAAGCCUGGCCCCAACGGAGGUUGCAUCCCCAAGGACGACAAUAGCAGCGGAAGUUGCAUCCCCAAGGAUGACAAUGGCAGUGGAAGUGGCUGCCCGCCUGGUACUAAGCUUGGCCCCAACGGAGGUUGCAUUCCUAACGAUGAUAAUGGCAGUGGAAGUGGUUGCCCGCCUGGUAGACAGUGGGGGUGGUGGUGGCAAUGCAUUCCGCCUACUGUGGCUGUCUAGACUUACAAGGCCGAUGACUAUCCAAGGCUCCAAUGCCUGGGCAAAGUCAUUGAAAAUGAGAUGCGUGCCGUUCCUCCAGAUGAGACAUUCAGUUGUAAGCCUAGGUUAGGUAUCUUGGACCCGCAAGGUUUCCG